Sorex araneus (European shrew) is the source of this 1018-nucleotide messenger RNA. RefSeq names its product mitotic arrest deficient 2 like 2. The transcript is spliced from 9 exons. Lineage: Eukaryota; Metazoa; Chordata; Mammalia; Eulipotyphla; Soricidae. Gene Ontology annotation, cellular component: zeta DNA polymerase complex. Bases 128 to 763 code for a protein of 211 amino acids. The record is from RefSeq and is a predicted model, not a curated record.
CGCUAGGACCUGCCGGCGCGCCGGGGACGUCACGGAGCGGCGCCCGGGCUGCGGGUUGAGCGGGAGGCGCGAGUGGUGCGGGUCGGACCCGGAGCCGGGCACCAGGAUCCGGCUGGUGGCGGGAAGGAUGACCACGCUGACGCGACAGGACCUCAACUUCGGUCAAGUGGUGGCCGACGUGCUCUGCGAGUUCCUGGAGGUGGCCGUGCACCUCAUCCUCUACGUGCGGGAGGUCUACCCGGUGGGCAUCUUCCAGAAGCGGAAGAAGUACAACGUGCCGGUCCAGAUGUCCUGCCACCCGGAGCUGAACCAGUAUAUCCAGGACACGCUGCACUGCGUCAAGCCACUCCUGGAGAAGAACGACGUGGAGAAGGUGGUGGUGGUGAUUCUGGACAAAGAGCACCGCCCGGUGGAGAAGUUCGUCUUCGAGAUCACCCAGCCGCCCCUGCUGUCCAUCAACGCAGACUCCCUGCUGUCGCACGUGGAGCAGCUGCUCCGCGCCUUCAUCCUGAAGAUCAGCGUGUGUGACGCCGUCCUGGACCACAACCCCCCAGGGUGCACGUUCACGGUCUUGGUGCACACGCGAGAAGCAGCUGCCCGGAACAUGGAGAAGAUCCAGGUCAUCAAGGACUUCCCCUGGAUCCUGGCCGACGAGCAGGACGUCCACAUGCACGACCCCCGGCUGAUCCCCCUGAAAACCAUGACGUCAGACAUCCUGAAGAUGCAGCUCUACGUAGAAGAACGCGCUCACAAGAGCAGCUGAGGGUGCUGCUCCCCGCUGACACCGCGUCUCUCGGACUCUGGGGGCCCCUGCCUGGCGCAGGGCCGCGGGGCCCCGAUUCCAAGUGCUCUUACUGCCUCUGCGUCAGGCCCUGGACGCCAGCGCAGGGCUGCUCAGGCCGGGGCCCUGCACGGAGGAAUUCCUCCAGGAAGGCUGUGAAGGGUGCCGGGGCCCUGCUUUCUUGGCCCCCUGGGGUCUGGCCGGCCCACGCUGUCUCCAACACUGUGCUGUGAGUUG